GUUUUGCCGCAAUUAACGAGAAAGACCAUUACACUGUGGACUAAUUCAUCGCUAUGAAACAGUCUCCCACAUAGAAGCGUAUCGGACAACCAUACAAAGCAAGUUACGUAAAUGUUUUAAAUGGCGAAUACCCGCACCUCAUUUUCCAUUCAUAACAUCUUAAACCGUGAUUCUGAAAACAAUGUCCGUCUAAAUGAGGAAUACGCUGAGGGAAAUGGAGACACGGAGGCACAGGAUUGUUCCAGUUCAUCUCUGUCGGUCGGAAAGACUGGAGUGGAGAGCGCAGAAAGGCGCAUCUCUCCCUGUGUGUUCACGUUAGACUCAUUCUCUGAUCAGCAUUCAUGUGAGGAAGAAUCAACGGGGGAAGACACUUCACAACCAGAUAGAAGACACGAUCACGAUAUUGACCGAGGGAAGCCACAGAGCUGUAAUUUCGGAGAUAACUCUAAAUCGAGCAAGAAAAGGUCUCGUGCGGCGUUCUCUCAUGCGCAGGUGUAUGAGCUCGAGCGGCGCUUUAACCUGCAGCGGUACCUGUCCGGCCCAGAGCGCGCAGACCUGGCAGGAGCGCUCAAACUGACGGAGACACAGGUGAAGAUUUGGUUCCAGAACAGGAGAUACAAAACCAAACGGCGACACGUGGCGACCGAGCUUGCGACAACUCCCACUGCAACGCUGGCUAAGAGAGUGGCGGUGAAGGUGCUGGUAAAAAACGACCAGAGGCAAUACAACGCCGAGAAUCUACCCACUUCGUCCGUUCCUCCCUUAUACCAGUCUUUCCCUUACUAUCCUUACAUGUUCUGCUUCCAGCCGUGGAUCUCAGGGGACACUUUAAGUGGUGGCUUGUACUGAUCUACUGGGGUUAUGGCAUCAUGUGGACAGUGACUAUGGAGUUUUGUCAUACCCAAACAGACAUCAGCCAGCCAGAAGUGAAUUCAUGCAGAAGGGAACAGACAAAACACAAAUCGCAUUAUUCCAGCAGAGCUGUAAAUACCAAACAUAUCUAUAACAGACUGUAGAAUGGCAUAGGCCUACUCACUCUAACGGCGAAAUCGUAAAGAUUCAUACGACUUUUCUAAAUUUGGCUAAUUCGAAUGAUAUAGUAGGACUGCACUUAAAUGAAUUUGUACGAUUUUCACUGGACAUCGUUUCAAUACAUCACAAUUACUUCUGUCACACAACAGCUUCCUAUCAUGUUUGACACUCAGGGUUUGGGAAAGGGUAUAAUAUUAAUAAGCCUGUCCUUAACACAUCACUUACUUCUGCAUUAGCCAUCAGGCAUUUGCAUGAAAUCAUACACAUUCAUACAACGAACUUCUAUGAAAUCAUACGAAAUGGCCAACUCGUAAAAUAUGUAAAAAUUUUCAUGAGACUGGGUUGAGAAUGGUCUAAAAAUCCAAAAGGAAAACCAAAGUGGGAUAUGAUACACUGAUGUACUAUUAUUUUAUACUGAUGAUUAAAGCAGAGACAAUUCACUCUAUAGAGAUUUUGUCAGGUCUGAAGUAGCCUAAAGCUGUUAAUGCUUCACAGUGAACUCCCAAAAAUAUUUAGACACUUAAUCCACAUUUAAAAAUGUAUUCUUGUCAUUGCAUUACAUUAGAUGGCAACCAAAACAAAAAGUGUCAUCUGCAUAGAUGAGGUUAGGUUUUCAGAAUUACAUUUUUCAUUGACAUUUUUUUCUUUGCAUUUAUUUUUAACUAACUGGUCCAAAGUUCGGUAUAUUGUGAAUGCACAAAGUCAGUUACAUGUACAGGUGCCUUAAUAAUCUUUGCGUUAAGAAACAUUUACUUGAAAAGUGCUUGUGCUGUCUUUCCUAAAAAAUUAAAUGCCACAUGGUUUGACAUUUUGAUCUCUAAUGCAAUGACAUUCAUACACUUUUAAGUCUGGCUUAAGUGUCAAUAUCUAUUUUGGGGCCACUGUAGCCUAUAUAGUUUAAUAUACAGAUUGUAUCAAGUUUUGGGAUUUAGGUUAAGGGUUAGGUUAGGGUUAGGAUCUUAUUCUCAUUCAUGGCUCAUACCCCAAUCCUGUAAUACACAAGGGCAAAACAAAACAAGUUAAACAACUUAUUCUUUCAUCAGUAUAAAACACAUGUAUUGCUGUAUGUUAAUGAUCCCUUGUUAGCCUUUGUUGUUGAUUAAAUUUUUUCUUUAUUUCCAUCACCAUGGGAGGUUUACAGUAAAACGAAUCUUCCAUAUGCUGUAAAACAGUCUACCAUGUCUUAAUAUUUGCCAAGACCACUGUUUUAAUAUAAUAUCUAAAUUACAUUUAUUCUCACAGCCAAUGACAACUGUGAAAGAAUACAAGUCUAAAUAAGAUAUAACAUGUUUUAGAACAAAUAAUGAAAUAAUGUGGCAUGUCUGAGAAAAUAGCUGCAAGAGCAAAAGGCUUAAAGGAGGAUUGUCAACAUGAGAUUAAUGACUAUAUGGCAGCAGUUUAAGAGGAAACAAUGAUUAAAAGAUUAUUUGUGGAUAUGGUUUGACGGACGAUGCAGUACAGACCAGCAUACAGAAAUAAAC
Molecule: messenger RNA, 2513 nt
Organism: Xyrauchen texanus (razorback sucker)
Lineage: Eukaryota; Metazoa; Chordata; Actinopteri; Cypriniformes; Catostomidae
Product: homeobox protein zampogna-like
Exons: 2
Coding region: 121-849 (242 amino acids)
Biological process (GO): cell differentiation; regulation of transcription by RNA polymerase II
Cellular component (GO): nucleus
Molecular function (GO): RNA polymerase II cis-regulatory region sequence-specific DNA binding; DNA-binding transcription factor activity, RNA polymerase II-specific
Source: RefSeq, a predicted model, not a curated record